AUGAUCAAUCCUUCAAGAAUAGUUGGUUCGGAAAGUUGGGAGUGGGCCGAAGGAAAAGAGAUCGCCAACAAAGGGCACCCUAGAGCACCUGGCAAACGGGUCUUGUCGAGUGCAGCGUCAUUAUUGACGAAGUGGCUUUAUGGAACGGCUACAACAGCUGGCUGCUUCAAGGAUCCAGCAGGACAUGCACUGGUCUUUGGGAAGGGACGUUUGGCUCAUAGGAAGUUCCUGUGGGUAGGUCUCAAGGUCGGAACAAAUGUUGCAAUGACGAUGAGAGGUCUAGAAACAGUUUUGCGAAUACUUGGUGUCAAAGUUUAUGUCCAAGUCAUGAUAGGGCCGUAA
This is a messenger RNA of Puccinia graminis f. sp. tritici CRL 75-36-700-3, 342 nucleotides long. RefSeq lists its product as uncharacterized. Lineage: Eukaryota; Fungi; Basidiomycota; Pucciniomycetes; Pucciniales; Pucciniaceae. The transcript is spliced from 3 exons. The record is from RefSeq and is a predicted model, not a curated record. The coding region runs from base 1 to 342 and encodes 113 amino acids.